Molecule: messenger RNA, 2231 nt
Organism: Amyelois transitella
Lineage: Eukaryota; Metazoa; Arthropoda; Insecta; Lepidoptera; Pyralidae
Gene: Tf
Product: transferrin
Exons: 15
Coding region: 92-2143 (683 amino acids)
Biological process (GO): iron ion transport
Cellular component (GO): recycling endosome; plasma membrane; early endosome
Source: RefSeq, a predicted model, not a curated record
AAAGAUGUUCAUAUUCAAUGUUUAUAAAAGUAGACACUGAUCGGAUCACGGGCAGUAUAUCGGCAAGUGUCAUUGCCUGUGGUCACACACCAUGAAUUUAAAAUAUAUACCGUGUCUUAUAGCGUUGAUCGUGUGUGUGCAUUGUAAAUCUCCGUACAAAAUAUGCGUGCCGGCACAGUUUUUAAAAGAUUGCGAGCAGAUGCUAGAAGUAGAAACGAAAAGCAAAGCAACCCUAGAAUGUGUAGCAGCGAGAGAUAGAAUGGAAUGCCUUUCCUACGUGCAGCAACGCCAAGCCGACUUUGUGCCGGUAGACCCCGAGGACAUGUACGUGGCUUCUAAGAUACCCAACCAAGACUUCGUCCUCUUCCAGGAGUAUAGGACCGACGAUGAGCCAGACGCGGAAUUCCGAUACCAAGCCGUCAUAGUGGUCCACAAGGAUUUGCCGAUCAAUAGCUUAGAUGGACUUAAAGGAUUGAAGUCUUGUCACACCGGGGUCAACAGGAACGUGGGAUAUAAGAUCCCAUUGACAAUGCUUAUGAAACGUUCUGUGUUCCCGAAAAUGAACGAUCACACAAUAUCGCCAAAAGAAAAUGAGCUGAAGGCGUUAUCCACAUUCUUCAAACAAUCUUGCAUUGUCGGCACCUGGUCUCCAGAUCCAAAAACCACUAGUGCUUGGAAACAACAUUACAGUCAACUAUGCUCACUCUGUCAACAUCCUAAUAAAUGUGACUACCCUGACGACUUCAGUGGUUACGAAGGAGCCCUGAAAUGUCUUGCCCAUAAUGGUGGCGAAGUCGCUUUCACUAAAGUCUUUUAUGUCCACAAAUUCUUUGGCCUGGCCCUAGGCACUAUUCCAGCCCAUCCUUCACCAGAGGACCCGACAAACUUCAGGUAUCUCUGUGUGGACGGGUCUAAAGUGCCUGUUGGCGACAAAAACCCUUGUUCGUGGGCGGCUAGGCCUUGGCAGGGUCUGCUUGGUCAUAAUGACGUUCUGGCUCAACUCUCGCCGCUGAGAGAGAAAAUCAAACAACUGUCUAACGCCGGUGCAAGCACAAAGCCGAGCUGGUUCACAAACGUAUUGGGUCUGUCUGAGAAGAUCCAUCACGUAGCAGAUAACAUCCCUAUAAAGCCAGUGGAUUAUUUAAAGAAGGCCAACUAUACAGAGGUGAUUGAACGAGGGCAUGGCGUGCCAGAAUUGGUAGUAAGGAUGUGUGUGACAUCAAGCGUUGCCCUCGCUAAGUGCAGAGCGAUGUCGGUGUUUGCAUUCAGCCGCGACAUCAGACCCAUACUGGACUGUGUGCAGGAGUCUUCCGAAAAGGACUGCUUGAGAAGCGUCCAAGACAAUGGCUCUGACCUAGCCGCAGUAGACGAUAUUAGAGUAGCAGCCGCUGCCAAACAAUAUGGUCUUCAUCCAGUUUUCCACGAGGUGUAUGGGGAAAAGAAAACUCCUAACUAUGCAGUUGCUGUUGUCAAAAAAGGUUCUACUUACACGACGAUUGAUGACUUGCGGGGUAAAAGAUCAUGUCAUAGUUCUUUCGGAACCUUCAGUGGCCUUCACGCUCCUUUGUUCUACCUCAUCAAUAAAGGAAAAAUCACUUCUGAACCUGGACAGUGCGUCAAAAAACUUUCUGAUUUCUUCUCUGCCGGCUCAUGCUUGCCCGGUGUUGAUAAGCCAGAAAAUAAUCCAAAAGGUGAUGACAUAUCCAUGCUGAAGAAACAGUGUGCUAGUGACAAUAAUCCUCUCAAAUGCCUUCAAGAAGGACGUGGCGAUAUAGCAUUCGUUUCUAGUGCAGAUUUGAAAGACUACGACGAAUCCCAAUAUGAAUUACUUUGCCUAAAUAGAGAGUCUGGAGGUCGAGACAAAUUGUCCAACUUCGAGACUUGUAACAUUGUUAUGGCACCAUCCAGGACUUGGCUAGCGUCAAAGACCAGCAUGUCUGACGUUUCUAUAGCACACACUCCAUUGAGUCUGGCCCAGUUAUUGGAUACCAGAUCAGAUCUGUUCAACAUUUACGGCGAAUUCUUGAAGAAUAACAACGUCCUCUUUAAUAAUGCUGCUAAAGGAUUGGCUACAACGGAGAAGUUUGAUUUUGACAAAUUCAAGACUAUCCACGAUGUCAUUUCUAACUGUGGAUUAGUAUAAGUAAUUACAAUUCAACUAGACUAAGCAAUAUCCAAUAGUUUGUAAGAGACUUUUAUGUACAUUUAAUAUAAUAAAAUUUUUAAUAAUG